Molecule: messenger RNA, 1080 nt
Organism: Cryptococcus wingfieldii CBS 7118
Lineage: Eukaryota; Fungi; Basidiomycota; Tremellomycetes; Tremellales; Cryptococcaceae
Exons: 9
Coding region: 1-1080 (359 amino acids)
Source: RefSeq, a predicted model, not a curated record
AUGGCCGGCCACACGAACGACAUCAUAGAGGUAGCAGUCAGCGCUGUAGCAGCCAAUGACGGAAGCGGUGUCCCACCACUGCUGUGCCAGGUCCUCUACCUGGGAAGAGAAAGCAUGAAACACUCUCCAGGUGGCGGUCGUCGAAGAUACGUUCAACCCCUUCAUACUCCCUCUUCGUACUUUUUCCUGUCAGCUGUCAUCUUGCAUCCGAAUUCGCUUGACUAUGACUUUAGCUGCUAUCUGGACGGUGACGUUCGUGUCUCUGGCGGUCCCUGUCCAAACAUGUUACUAGUCGGGCUCCGGGCGUGCGCCAAGUGGAUAAGCGACCGACUUGCCGAUAGUGGCCUGACCGACGUCGAAAGGCAAGAGGGAGAAGAUGUCAUGAGGGCCCACAGACAACGCAGCCGAGGUUGGCCAGCUAUGGUGCCUCUGAACAUGACCAUGUCCCACAUUUACCAUUUCCGCCCGAAACCUUCGACAGCUUCGUUAAUCAUCAACGAGCUGGGUCUGAUCCUUGGGAUCAGUCUGUUCCAGACAGGAUACCUCUUCAAGGCUUACUUCACCUCAGACAGGAUUGACCAGCAUCCGCUCCCGAGCCUAGUCGGCCUAUGCCCGACCUGCUGGAAUGGUACGCUUUGCUGGCAACGGUCCUCUGGACCGGUGUCUAAACCGUUCCUGCUUGGAUGGGAAGUAGGCAAUGCCGCCAAGCCCAUAGAAAGCAGAGCCAGUGUUGGCAAGCCUCGUCCCCUUCACAUUAUCGAUACGGACCCUCCCUCCUCUGUCUUCACCGCCGAUACUGUCCUUGGGCAUUCCCGGCUGGCUGCUGCGGCUGUAGUUUCUGUUAAGGAUCAAUGCAAAGCUCUGGUAGGGAUCCCGAGUCACUUGGCGUCCUGCGGAGAGGCCUUCGACCAGCGCCUCUGCCACGCGUUCGAACCGGGGGUACUGCAGCACCCUUGCCCAGGCCUCAGCAAGAACAUGAGGAAGGCGGAGAGGAAGGUGGAUAGGCAUACGGACCAAGCGCGGGAUGAAGCGUGGGAAACGGACUCUUCCGAAGAAGGAGAUGGGGACCAAAAACAGUAA